This is a messenger RNA of Lucilia sericata (common green bottle fly), 2878 nucleotides long. RefSeq names its product homeobox protein araucan-like. The transcript is spliced from 5 exons. Bases 1 to 2103 code for a protein of 700 amino acids. Gene Ontology annotation, molecular function: RNA polymerase II cis-regulatory region sequence-specific DNA binding; DNA-binding transcription factor activity, RNA polymerase II-specific. The record is from RefSeq and is a predicted model, not a curated record. Lineage: Eukaryota; Metazoa; Arthropoda; Insecta; Diptera; Calliphoridae. Gene Ontology annotation, biological process: regulation of transcription by RNA polymerase II; cell development; neuron differentiation. Gene Ontology annotation, cellular component: nucleus.
AUGGCUGCCUAUACACAAUUUGGAUAUGGCUCUUAUCCGUCGGCUAAUCAGUUACUUGGCGGUAAUGUAAGUCAAACAUCAGCCGCAUUAUUGACAUCGUCAGCACACAAUGCUCCAUCGCCCUUAUCGGGUCGCAAUGAAAAUUCUCUCAGUCCAUCUGGCAACUCAACGUCGUCAUCUUCAUCAUCGGUUUCAUCAAGCGGUGGCGGCACAACAAAUGUUGGUCCCCUAAGUCCAGGUGCAAUGUCACAGACAUCAACUAAUAAUGCUGGUAGUGUAGCAGCAGUAAAUACAACAACACUUGGUCAUUCUUCACUAGUUAAUGGGCCGGAAGGUACAGCAGCCAAUGCAGCAUCUUCAAUGUUGGCUGCAGCCGCUGUUGCAGCAGCAGCAGCUGGCGGCUCCACAUCAAAUAAUUCACCAGGCAGCAUUAGCACUAGUGGUGGUGUUGGUUCAGGAGGUGGUUGUUGUGAAAACGGUCGUCCCAUUAUGACAGAUCCUGUGUCUGGUCAAACAGUGUGCUCUUGCCAAUACGAUUCAGCACGUUUAGCUUUAUCCAAUUACUCACGUAUGCCCACGGGUAGUGUAGGUGUUUAUGGCACAGCAUAUCCAUCAAGCGAACAAAAUCCCUAUCCCAGUAUUGGUGUGGAUAGUUCAGCCUUCUAUACUCCACUGAGCAAUCCUUAUAGUCUUAAAGAAUCCACCACCGGCAGCGAUAUGUCCGCUUGGUCAACAGCCGGUUUACAGCCCACAACUGGUUAUUAUUCAUACGAUCCAACAUUUGCUUAUGGUUAUGGUGCUUCUUAUGACUUGGCAUCUAGACGUAAAAAUGCCACCCGAGAAUCUACGGCCACCUUAAAAGCCUGGCUUAAUGAACAUAAAAAGAAUCCUUAUCCCACUAAAGGUGAAAAAAUCAUGUUGGCCAUAAUCACUAAAAUGACUUUGACUCAAGUCUCCACAUGGUUUGCCAAUGCACGUAGACGUUUGAAGAAGGAAAACAAAAUGACCUGGGAACCAAAGAAUCGCACUGAAGAUGAUGACGAUGAUGCCAUGCUGUCGGAUGAUGAGAAGGAAUUGGAGAAAAAUGAUAAAGUAUUAACGAAUGGUUCAGUAGGAGGCAAUAUGUAUGGCCAGCAAAUGCUUAAAGAACAUGACCAACUUAAAACCAAUCACCAUCACAAUGUUAAACAACAUGAUUUAAAGGAUGAUGAAGAAGAUCGUAAACCGGAAAAUUUAACCGCCAGUAGACAAUUGGAAAAUUACAAUACCGCCUCAUUAUAUGGUACAACAGCAACGGGACAUCAUGCGAAUAACUAUCAUCCUUAUCAAAGUCAACAGCAACAACCGCAUCACAACCAAAGUCUUUACUAUCAACAGCAGCAGCAGCAACAUCAACAGCAACAAGGUUAUUUAGCUAAUCCUGCCUCAGCUAUUAGAGAUGAGUGUGGCAUACCUAUACCAGCCACAAAACCAAAAAUUUGGAGUGUGGCCGAUACAGUGGCUAAUAAAACACCACCACCACCCAUUAGCAGCAGUGGCCAGGCAGCCUAUAUGAGCAAUAGCCAGCAACAGCAAUUGGCUGCACAAUCGUAUUAUGCCAAUAAUUUACAAAUAAAUAAUCAUUUGGCCAACAAUUCACCCCUGUCCAUGAUGAGUAGUUAUGUUAAUGCCGCUGCUUCACCCUAUUCACGCCUCAACUCAGCCUAUCAGCCUGCGGCCAGUAAUUAUAGCACCACGGCGGGACAAAUGUCAAACAAUAAUAAUAAUAACAACAGCUCAAAUACCUCAGCAAAUAUGAUGCAGCAUAUGACACAACAAUAUGCUGCCCAAAAUUUACACACACAACAGCAACAACAACAACAGCAGCAACAACAAUUACAGCAACAGGGUCGCUUGGGGUUUCCUGAGAUACAACCUGAUACACCACCCCAAACACCACCCAAUAUGAAACAUGCCAACAACACCAGCAUGCAUAGUUUAAUGAACAGUACUUCCUCCUCUUCCAAUUCUUUGGCAUAUGCGGGAAAUUCAAAUGUUUUGAAUACUUCCUAUGGCAGUGAUGUUUCAUCGCAUACUUCACGCUCAGGUUUAGAAAUGCAAUAAUUGAUGAAAAACCUUUUAUGGGGUUUUCAUUCUAUCACUCCAAACAACAACAACAAUUAUUCCUAAAGGGUUAAGUGCAACUAACUUUACUAUAUAAUUAUAUACUAUAUAUUUUAUUAAUUUAGCUUAAAUUGUAAGUAGAUUUUCUAUAGCGACAAAAGGCAGAGCUGUAAAGUAAUGAAAUGUUUAUUACUUUUUCUUUAAAUGAUUAAAGUUUUUUUUUUUAAUUUUAUUUAAAACAAGAGUUGUGUUUAGUGAAGAAAUUAAAUCAUGUUAUUGGGUCCAAAAUUAGAGUGGCACGGUGGAGCAAAGGUAACAACUUGGGGAAAUAUAUUGUCGUUGUUUCACUUGCUGUCUAGAUAAAGGCAAGGAGUUUACGAAUAUUAUUCGAUUAAAAGUUUUCUCUUCGGCUCCCUCAGAUCUUCUAGUAACGGGGCUGUGAGGUUUCGGAGUAGGAACAACUAGCUAUACCCAGUGUGCUUUGCUACCCAAAAGCAAUAUAAAUAAAUAUCCCACUUAACGAUUUUGAAGAUUCUAACUACAAUAGUUUAGCAGAUAUAAUUUAUUAUUGCAAGUUCGCCAAUUUCUAAAAUUUGAAGUUUCUGCCUCUAAUAGUUUCUCAGAUAUACGAAUUUUUUCUAUUUAAUACAUAUGGGGCUCCAAGCCUCCCCAAUAUCAUUAGUAGUCCGCCAAUUUAUGUUUAUAUGGAUUUUAAAGUACUUUGUGUAAAAUUUUAAGAUUCUAACUGUAAUAGUUUCCAAUAUAAAAAAAUUUU